Molecule: messenger RNA, 3675 nt
Organism: Monomorium pharaonis (pharaoh ant)
Lineage: Eukaryota; Metazoa; Arthropoda; Insecta; Hymenoptera; Formicidae
Gene: Wsck
Product: putative tyrosine-protein kinase Wsck
Exons: 4
Coding region: 465-2603 (712 amino acids)
Biological process (GO): multicellular organism development; cell surface receptor protein tyrosine kinase signaling pathway; positive regulation of kinase activity
Cellular component (GO): signaling receptor complex
Molecular function (GO): ATP binding; protein binding; transmembrane receptor protein tyrosine kinase activity
Source: RefSeq, a predicted model, not a curated record
CGCUCUAAUUUUUUGCUUGUUCCGAUUUAAUACGAACCUGACCUGACCGAAAGGUUUAUGCGAGUGCAACGAGUGUAACACUCAAAACAAGGGAGUAUACAGUAUACGUAAAGGCGAACGUACUCGGCGUACAAUGGCGUACAGGUGUUGUUUACUCCAGUCUCCAGUUCGCUCGUCAAUGGGUAUUCAUUAUUAACUUACCUGUAGGCCGGGGAAAUGAGCCAAGAGAUGAGCGAAUUCGGGGACUCAAGGAGCAUUGUCCGUAACUCAUCAGUAGACCAACACUUGUAUUUGACCAGACGAAUGUAACAUUUCCUCGUGUACCGCGUCGUACGUUGACUCAUACAUAUCUGCAUCGUGCUGCACAUUCCGAACGUGUAACUCAUAACGCUAUGUCACGGAACGGAGGCCGGGACUAAGCCCGUCCAAUAUAAAAAGCGAUAAAAAUUGUCCGCGAAAUCACGAUGAUAAUCGCAUCCCUCUUGUUCUACUGUGGUGUUUGUUUCGUAUGCGCUCAGAAGUAUGAGGGCUGUUUUCGGAAUUCUAAUCACGGACCUUCCCCGGCCUUGGCGUAUGCCAGCACGCCCGAUAACUGCAUCAAAAAAUGCCGUUCUCAGUAUUACAUGUUUGCGGCGCUAAUGAACGGGCAACAAUGCUACUGCAUCAGCAAAUUCGGUCAGGACGGUCCAUCAAAUAGUUGUACCGUUCCCUGCGCCUCUGAUCCUGACAACUAUUGCGGCAGCUCUGAAGCUAUGAGCGUUUACGCUACUGGUCAGCAAGGUCCAAGUCCACCGAGGCGAGUAUGGGUAAUUCAGGAAAAGAAAGAUGCUCUCAAAAUAACGUGGCUACCGCCAGACAUACCCAACGGGAACGUUAUGUUUUAUACCAUCCGUGCCAUGGUCGAAGAGACACACUCAAGCAAUAUUUUGCCACCUAUCGAGAGUCAGAUUCAAGGGGGUGCGUCAAACACGACAACUCUGAGAGGUCUUCAGCCUGGGACUAAAUACAACAUAUCUGUCGCCGCCAGUAAUACACAGGGCUCUAGUGAUCCGGCAUACAUUACAGGGUGGACCUUGAUAGGUCCUCCUGACAAACCAGUCAUGCCUGAGAUAUUGGAGCGUGGAGAUGGUACUGUUACCGUUAAGCUUACCAAAGGUCACAGUGAGUACGGCCCGGUCAGCGCGUACCAGGUUGUCAUUGCGCAGGCUGGCACCAUACCCCCGGUCGAUUCCCACGAAGCGUACUUGAAUUACGAGAGUGCGACGCAACAAGGUUUAAAUUACUAUGUUACCGCGCAAUUUGAUCCAUUGGACUUUCACAGAUACAAAAGAUUCACCGUGGGCGAUGGAAAAAAUAUUGGCGGCUAUUACAACGUUCCGCUGAAGGGUUAUUACGUUUCCGCGCAAAUUGGCUUGGUGGUAAUUUCGCGGGUAGGAUUGGAUAUACAACGUUCCUAUUCCGAUAUGGCCAAUAACGUGUUCAGCCACAACGAGACAACAGACACGAAUCGAAUGGACUCGACUGUUCUCGUGCUUUGCAUAGCGAUCACGUUGCUGACUAUACUACUCGCUGCUUCGAUACUAGUGUACUUUGUACUACGACGGCGACACGAGAGAUUCCAUAUGCGAAAGCUACCGGAGCAGCAGGAGCUCACACUGCAGGGUCCGGUAUACGAGGUAGAUAACAUGGGCUACAUUCCUGAAGACAUUCCCGAAAGAGUGAAUCAUUACCAAGAGCUAAAGAAGAAAGUUUGGAGUAUACCACGAAAUGCCUUGUCUAUUGACAGUCAUAUUGUGCGCAGAGGACGAUUUGGUAGCGUGCACACCGGAACCGUUCUGAAGGAUGACGAAUCCUGUUCAGUAACAGUUCACACCAUAGUCGACGGCGCCUUGAAAGUAUCUGACAAAAGACAUAUGCUGAGAGAAUUAGACGUGUGCAUCCGAGCAGGCUCCAUGAAGUAUCUCGCGGGCCUCGUGGGAACCUGUGAGACCAUCGAUAUGUUGUACGUCGUAUUGGAGUUGCCAUCGCAGAUAUUGAAGCAUCGACUGUUAGCCGCACGAUCGGGAGAUGUUUUCCCGGUAGAUCGAAUUCUGUCCAUUUCAUCUUCGAUCGCGGUUGCCUUGCAAUAUCUAGCAAGUCACAAGAUCGUCCAUAGUCAUCUCUGCGCGCGAAGCGUGGGACUGUUGAGCGAUUGGACACCGAAACUUAUGGGUCAUGGUAUCGCUAAGUACGCUUUGGAGGACAUAAAGUAUGCAAGAUGGACAGCCAUUGAAUGCUUCGACAAUCAAAAAAAGCAUCAGGCAGGCGUGAUAUGGGCUUUUGGCGUACUUCUCUGGGAGAUGUUUAGCAUGGGUGGUACACCAUACUCAAGUACACCGUGCCUGACGCUUGACAGCGAGGUAGAGGAUGCAGUUACGCGUGGUGUUCGGUUACCGCAAUUGUUGGAUAUCACAGAUCCGAUUUACGAAGUCAUGUCGUCCUGUUGGCGAGUCGAUCCCGAAGAACGGCCAACAUUCGAUGAACUUACACGAUUGGAUACCUUGAGUAUUUGCCCUAUUACUGCAAUUACGGAACCCUACUUACCAGAAUUGGAGUUGAAUUAACAUUAUUUGCGCAUCUUCAGGUACGUCUGCAUUUAUUUAGUAACUUAUCAAACUUCAAGCUGUAAAUAUUUCAUUGUGUUCACGAGAAUCUCGUAGAUUUUAUCGUUACCAAUGUUAAGUGACAUAUCUCUGCAUUUUAUCUCUGACAUUCUAAACUUAAAUUUUACUAUAAGAAAUGUACUGUCGUAAUGUAAGUAAUGUAAGAUAAAUAUUACAAAAGCAUUCAUACUAAUUCCGUCCAUGUUUAGUGAAAAAUAAAUGAAAUUAUGUAACUAAUAAAGUUAAAAUUAUAAAUACUGAUAGGGUAAGCAUAAUCAGCAUCAAAUAUUAUAGAAAAUUUUAUUUUUUCAACGUUUCUAUAUCAUACAUUAUAUUUGUUUGUAUGUCAAUCUCUUUGAUUGACAUGAGAUUUUAAUUAACAGCAAUGUCAAGGCAGAAGAAAUGCUUUAUUACUUGUUACGAAAAUUAUAAAUAUAUAUAUAUAUAUAUUUUUUUAUGACAUCUUUUAGUUUCUACAAUGUACGAUUUCAUGUAUGAUUUAAGUUUGUGUCGUGCUUAUUUGAUGCUGUCAUUUCAAAAGUACAAACAUAUUAUUCGAUAUCAAAUUAAUUCGCGCGUAACGUAUAAAUAAAUAUAUAUACGAGCAUACAUUUCUUUAAAUGAACAAUCAGCCAAAUUACCGCGACGAAUAACAUUCGUAAAACUAAAGGUGCAAUCUUUUGGAGAUUAUCAUUAUUUUAAAAUGUCAUUGUUGGUUCUUUUAUUAUUUAUCUCGAAAUUUUUAUAUAUGAUUUAUGCCAUAUGAAUCGUACUUUAAGUUACAAUAUCGAUUAUGCAUAAUCUUUAAUUUGCCAAUUGUUACAUAUGUUUCUGUUGUAUAUGUUCUGUCUUUUUUUUUAUAGAAGUAUAUACCUUGUAUUAUGCAAAAAUUUUUUUAUAUAUAAAUAAAACAUUAUAUAUCCUUAUAACGUUUAUGUAUUAAGACGGAAAUAUAAAUUUUAUACAUACUUUUCUCCUCUUAUGUUACUUUUACAUUUCUUAUUUAAAAAAAUAAUAUAUAUUUAGCAAAGAA